CUGCUGUCUCCGCACUGCUGGCCCUGUAUCCGUUGUGUGUCACAGGCAGCAUCACAGUAGCAGCAAUAGCAGCAGACAUUUGGCGAGGAAAAGAAAACACGGACUGCGGACGCACAUAUUGGACAUAUUAGGAGACGGAAACAGGAUUGUAUUUUAAAAUCUCCCCCCGUUUGGAUGCAGUGUUACUGAAGCUCAUCCCUGCCUCUACAUCCUUCUUGCCUAGUGUGGAUGUUUGACUGCAGAUUUGAUGGUGCUGAGCAGGCUCGUCUGAUUGAAGGCUUGUGGCCAGGCGGGUGGAGGGGGGGGAGAGAGAAUCUGUGGGGCCGCAGAGAGACAGAAAAACCCUCCGUGGCUCCGUCUUCUGCCCCGUGUGUCUGUGAAUGGACUGCGCUCCAUCCGUGAUUCUCCGCAGUCGCUUUGAGUCAUUUGUGGAAGAAGAUGGCGGACAGGGCUGAGAUGUUUUCCCUUUCCACUUUCCAUUCCCUCUCCCCCCCUGGAUGCAGGCCAUCCCACGACAUCAGCCUGGAGGAGUUUGACGAUGAAGAUCUCUCUGAAAUCACAGACGACUGUGGGAUUGGACUCAACUACGACUCUGAUCCAUAUGAGAAGGACUCCCUUAUUCUGGGGAAGAGUGACAUGCACCACCAAGUCUGUUCCUUCCAGGAUGACUUCCAAGAGUUUGAGAUGAUUGACGAUGAAGAUGACGACGAGGAAGAUGAUGAGGAUGAAGAGGUCGACCCCGACGCUCCUCCGUCCCCCUCUGCAUCCCCUCCGCCCUCCCCAUGUCUUGGCACUCUAAAGAGCAGACCCACCACCUUGAACCUCACCACUGCUGUGUCGCAGGAUUCACUGAACAAUAACAGCAGUCUGUCUCCAAAGAAAGGAAGCUGGCAGGACUCUUUACAUAACCCAGCAUCACAGGGCCGUCUGUCUCCAACCCACUCAUGUCUAGAGGAUGGUAACCAUGUGACAGGCCAGUGCCCAGCCUCUCCAGUUUCCCAGGCACCAGGGUCUCAGAGCAAAGGUACUCUACUCAAACUGGCUGGGGAGGGCGGGAACCCCCAGUCCCCUCACAGGCCCCUUUUAUGCGACAUGGAGGGCAACAGGAGGGAGAGGCCCGAAUACGGUUCAUUUGGCCAACACAAGUCCCACCCUUGCUCUGGCAAUGUCACCGAUUCAAAUGCCGACCCUUCAAUCAAGACAGCGAGGGUACCUUCUGUCGACGAACACUCCCAGUGUUCAGACACAGAGGUGGACCACGACCUCAACAGCCACCACAACCACAAACACUCAAACCAGCUUGCCACUGACACCUACACAAUCACCAGUGAGUCGGGCAUGGAGCCGGAGACCGACCUAGACCUAGACGGAACCAGUCGCUGCUUGUCAUCCACUGCACCCAUUGGAGGCAAUGACGAUGGUGCUGAUACGCCCUUGUCUGAUGAGGAGCUGGAGAAGGACUUUGAAGUGGAGUUCAUGUGCAAGGAGACGUACGAUAUAGUUUGCAAGGAGAAUCAUUCAUCGUAUGUGGAGUUCCCGUCCAUUGAGCCCUCUGAGUCCGCCUCCUUCUCGAGCUAUGUGUCCUCCAGCCGCUCAGACGCUCUUGACAAAUCGCGCAUGAUUCAUGCUUCUGCACCUUCUGCCAUGGACGCAGCAUCCAAUGACUCCACCUCUCCGUCCUCAGACCCGGGGAUAGCCGAUAUGAACCAGCAGGGUUAUAUGACUUCUGACCAGGACAAGGACCUCAGCUCUCCAGGAUCGGACUCCGACAUCGAAGGGGAGAUAGAGGCAGCGUUUGCCCUCGGAGGUCCGGUGGUCUCAAACAUGAUCUCCUCCAUUUCAGAGACGGAGCUGGACCUGACAAGUGACGACAGUAGCAGUGGACGCUCGUCUCACCUCACCAACUCCAUCGAGGAGGCCAGCUCGCCCACAUCUGACCAGGAACUGGAUCCGGAUACUGAGUUAGAACAGGACAGUGGUAUUGUUGGACUGAAAGCAUCCCUACUCCUUGGCCAGCCUGACCCAAUCAAAGAAUUGUCUCCCUUAGCCUCUCCUUCCCCUUUACCCUCACCCACUAUUGCUACGCCGUCUCCUAUUGAUUCACCAAUUCUUCCUCCUGAUUCAUACGAUGAUGUUCAAGCUCUGAUGGGGCUGCAGAGUGUGGACGAAGACCUGUCUUAUGAGCACCAGGCUGACCCAGAUGAGACUCUUCCUCCGGCUCAGCAAUGUGAAGACAGCCUGUCCAGACAGAUGGUGCUGCAGAUAGAACCAGACCACAGUCUAGAGAGCUUCAAACGCUCCUUCUACUUACCAGUGGGACCCAGGCUCAUGCCCGGUGCAGAUGACUAUGAUGGAACAAGCGAAGGAGAAUCCGAUUCAGAAAGCGAAGACGACCUGAGCGAGAACUCGGACUCGCCCUGGCUGCUUAGCAACCUGGUCAACAGGAUGAUUUCAGAGGGCUCGUACCCAAUCAGCUGUCCUGAGGAUUGCUUCAAGAGAAAGGUGUCUGUGUCAGACACCAUAUCACCGUCUUCAGACAUUGGAGAAGGCGAUGGUUUUACUGAGGAUGACCAAGGGAAGAAAAUAGGACUUGGGGAAUCGGAGGCGGAGGGGAAGGAGAGUGAAGGUUACAGAAAGGAUAGCAAGGGACCAGGAGAGAGGAGGAGUGUGGAGUCUUUAAAAGGAGGAAAGAUGAACCCCUCUCUUUAUAUGAGUAAUCCAACUGGGGACACCGUAAGCCCUCUAAUCUUGGAGCACUGUGCAAACAACAGUAGGGAAACCACAGAUUUAUACUCCCCGCAUGCCAGUAAAAAUUACACAGACAAGAAAUCUAAGAACAAAGAAAGACAGGAGAAAGACGAAGAGCCCAACAAUGACUUGAUGAUGCUCAAAGGGAGGAAGGAUCUGGAAUCACCGAGCCUCACCGAGAGUGUGGUCAGUGACAAAGAUGAAGGACGAGAGACCGAGCCCAGGCCGACUAGCCGUUCCUCUGCCUCUCUUGAACGUAUCACAGAGGUCAAAAACAGCCUGACACUGGACAUACCCACAGCUCAAACUAACCCCGGCUUCAGCCUCCCCUACUCCACAGAUAACGAUGAAGAGGAGGAGGAAGAUGCGGACUCCUACCCAUUCCUGGAUGGCUUGAGGAACCAGUCCUACAGGGGUAGUGAUUUAGAGCUUGACAGUUCACCCCCCAUUGAUUCCAGUGUCCAAGACCGUCCAUUGUCAGACAAUGACCUUCCACUGUGUGACAAAGCUCUGAGACAGCCCAGUGAAGACGAUGGACUGGCCUAUGACUCAAUGAAGUACACACUAGUGGUGGAUGAGAAUACGACGCUUGAACUAGUCAGCCUCAGAAGGUGCACCUCUGUUCUUAGCGACGACAGCGAGCUCUCCACGCUAUGUGACGAGGAGCCUUUGGGAACCAGAGAAAUGGGUUAUGGUCAUGAUGAUGAGGAAUUGAGACCAGAACUUCUCAGUUCUUCUGAGGAUUCCUCUCCUGAGGCGGACCUUCCAUUCUCCAAGAAGUUUCUCAAUGUGUUUGUCAACAGCACCUCCCGCUCCUCCAGCACAGAAUCAUUUGGACUUUUCUCUUGUACCAUAAACGGAGAGGAGAGGGACCAGACACACAGGGCAGUUUACAGGUUUAUUCCCAGACAUGCAGAUGAGCUGGAGCUCGACGUGGACGACCCUUUAUACGUGGAGGAAGAAGAGGACGAUUACUGGUACCGAGGUUAUAACAUGCGGACGGGGGAGAGGGGAAUCUUUCCUGCCUUCUAUGCUAACGAGGUCAUAGGCCAGUCUAAAGAGUUGUUGGGAAUGAAAAGAAAUCCAGCUUGGAUCGAGACCGUCAGCGUUCAGUUUUUGGGGUCUGUUGAGGUACCUUAUCACCAAGGCAAUGGGAUUCUCUGUGCUGCAAUGCAGAAGAUUGCGAUAUCUAGGAAACGGACGGUACAUGUGCGGCCUCCGUCCCUGUGCGAGUUAGAGAUUAGCUUGCAAGGAGUGAAACUUAUCAUGAGCCUGGAGGAUGAAUAUGACACUCUUGAUGAGUAUGACAGAUGUAGUCACUUCUUCCAGAUGAAAAACAUUUCAUUUUGCGGAUGUCAUCCGAGGAACAACUGCUACUUUGGUUUCAUCACAAAGCACCCGAUGCUGAACAGAUUUGCUUGCCAUGUGUUUGUAUCCCAGGAGUCCAUGCGACCUGUAGCAGAGUGUGUUGGCCGGGCCUUCCAGGAGUACUACCAGGAGCAUCUGGAGUACGCCUGCCCCACCGAGGACAUCUACCUGGAGUAAGAAGUGUUGCCAUGACGACCUGCUUCCUUCUCCACAGCUUUUGUGUAUGGUCAUUGAGUUUGCCACCAGAGGGUGCUGUCAGUGGGGGGGGGGGGGGGGGGGGGGGGGUCUUCUUCCCUCAUUGUAAAACACUCCUCUGAACUUGGGAUUUUAAUUUCUACAGUACCGCUUGGCAUUUGACUGAUUUCAUUCACUCACUCAUCUCUCUUUGUCUUUGUUUAUUUCCAUCAUCUUGAUGGAUCGAUUGCCUGUUUUCUUUUAUCUUUUUCUAUGAUAUGAAAAAACCAAGACGCUGAGCACCUGUUUAUUUAAAAGGGUUCCCUCUUUUGAAAUGAAAAAACAAAAUAUACCUACUACUGCUGUUACACUUUUCAAUGCAUGGCUGGUAGGAUAACUGCACACAGAGACACAGGGACUUUACACAUAUCCUAGAGAAUGGCAAAGCAGCUCAACAAUCAGCGAGGGGGAAUUGUGUGGUGAUCAAGCGUUUCAUUUUACUGUAAAUAUGUAUUUGUUCAAUAUCAACAAACUGCUCUUUUGAUUUCUACGAGAUAGUGACAUUUGGAGCAAAGUAGAGAGAGUGCAGUGAACCGUCCUUGGUCCGAGCUUACCCAUGUGUUGCUUUAGUGUGUGUUGUAAAUACAUGUAUAGAGAGUAGACAUACAGGCGCCUCAUCCAGACUAAUUAACAAACACACAGCUGAGACAGUAAAGGUUUUUUGUUUUGUUGGGAGUAAAAAGCAGGUGUAAGAGAUUAAAGAGGUGUAAUGACUUGGCAUGACCUUUGAAUGUUCUUAGCCCUGCAGAUAUUUGUAUUCAGCUUGGAUUCAACGCAGCUACUGUCAGCACAUUUGGAUGAAAUGACACAAAUGUUUUACUUUUUAUUAUUCAGACUUCAAAAUCUCACUGCUUGGCCGACCUUCACGGUUUUCGGAGCUUUUCAUCGGAUAAUCAUUCAACUGUAACAAAUGCAAAACCAUAAAUCACUGUAUUGCUUUGCUAUGACUGAUGUGACUUUCAGGUAAAAGAACGAAUAGGCCCUCUGAAAAGCCAUAUUUCUCAACACGUCCGACUGUUUAACCCUGGUUUUCAGUGACAUCCUGGUCUCUGUUCCCUUUUUGACGUGGCAGUGUAUAAACGACAGACAAGUCUAAGUGGUAGUCAAUAAGAGCAUCCGUCUUUUACUUGGUCCCGGUAUCACAGUAAACCUUUUAUAAAGCAUUACAUGGGAGGUUUUAUAGAUCUGUAAAUGGCUAGACUUUUUGUUGUGAUUGAUCAAAGGGAUGGCAACAUGUUCCUACUUUUUAUUUAUUGAUUUCAGUCAUGUCAAAGGUUAAAGCAUCAUUCCAACAUUACACAAUAACCUUCUUUAGGGGGUUAUUGUAGCAUAUGAUCGGCUUACAUUAACGUACCUUGUUCAUUCAAAAUGAUGCAUUCACAAAAAGCCAUCUGCAAUAUUCCUUUAGUAUAGUUUUGCAGUGUUUAUGGCCGCCUUCAGUCACAGUCCACCAGAAGAAACACCUCAGAUCUACAGGUUUUCAGUGUCACUGUAAGUUGCUAUUUGCAGGUGGUUAGUAACGGGGGGUUAUUUACAUAUGUAUUGCCGUCGGUUAGAUCAUGUAUAUACAAUAGCAAAUCUACAAUAGUGCUGUGUCCUUUAUGUUGAGUAUGUUAUGAAAAGAAUAUGUACAUUUAAAAGAAUUUAAAAAAGAUUACAACCAGACAACAACCCCUGAUGGAAAAGAAAAAAAACAACACAAUUAUCUGUGAUCUACAAUGAUUUCUUUUUUUAAGUGUCUUCCGUUUCCACACAGGAUGUUAUGUAAGUAACUGUCACACACGUGGCAUUUAGGGUUUCUGCCAAUUCCAUAACUCUCCACACACACAGGCUUCAGCAGCACAUUUAGGGCACAUUUGUGAGCUGUGACAUCAUCAGUGUGUGACACACCCCACCAGACAACCGACCGAUCUGCUCUUAGGGCUGAGUAGUGACCCGAGUCAGCGGCCACUUGAAAAGCUAUUAUUGCAACCUGCUGAUUAUAGUACUCACCAUUGAGCAGCGUGACCUGUCUCUGAUCUGUAUCUAUCUGCUUCUGAUUCUUUUUUUUGGGUUUUUCUAUCUCGUUACAGCCUAGUUCAGAAUUCUUCCUCUCCACACAGCUACACAAAAACAAACCUCUGAGGAUGAGCUAGUCCCGUAUAGCCGCUGAGACAUUUAACAUUAACAGUUAAAGCAAACUUUCAACUUUAUUACAUUAACGAGAUUCUUCACUGUAUACCUAGAGCAAAAACAGUAUGUGACAGAACAAACAUAUCCUAUCUUGUAUCUUUAAAAACAAGGACUUGUAAAAUUCCAGGGAAAAAACAGACAAAAAAAAAAAGACAAAAAAAUCACUCUGCCUUGUCAUGGGUUUGGUCUUAUGAAUAAAAUAUAUGCUUGAUGUCCAAAA
This is a messenger RNA of Labrus mixtus (cuckoo wrasse), 6742 nucleotides long. RefSeq names its product mitogen-activated protein kinase 8 interacting protein 2 (gene mapk8ip2). NCBI's taxonomy places the organism in Eukaryota, Metazoa, Chordata, Actinopteri, Labriformes, Labridae. The transcript has 14 exons. Gene Ontology annotation, cellular component: cytoplasm. Gene Ontology annotation, molecular function: protein binding. Gene Ontology annotation, biological process: regulation of JNK cascade. The coding region runs from base 439 to 4293 and encodes 1284 amino acids. The record is from RefSeq and is a predicted model, not a curated record.